This is a messenger RNA of Ictalurus punctatus (channel catfish), 1102 nucleotides long. It is a transcript of the gene vps28, whose product is annotated as VPS28 subunit of ESCRT-I. Lineage: Eukaryota; Metazoa; Chordata; Actinopteri; Siluriformes; Ictaluridae. Gene Ontology annotation, cellular component: ESCRT I complex. Gene Ontology annotation, biological process: protein transport to vacuole involved in ubiquitin-dependent protein catabolic process via the multivesicular body sorting pathway. Gene Ontology annotation, molecular function: protein-containing complex binding. The record is from RefSeq and is marked provisional.
GUAGUGAUUCAGCGACGAACACUGACACUGUUGACGUAAACACAGCGUGAAGUGUAGAAGAACUUGUUCUUGUCACCAUGUUUCAUGGAAUACCUGCUUCAGGAGGGAUGGGAGGAGCUCCAGCCAAUAAGCCUGAAUUAUAUGAGGAAGUGAAGCUGUACAAAAAUGCCCGGGAACGGGAAAAGUAUGACAACAUGGCGGAGCUGUUUGCUGUGGUAAAGACACUCCAAGCGUUAGAGAAAGCCUAUAUUAAGGACUGCGUGACUCCCAAUGAAUACACAGGCGCCUGCUCCAGAUUGCUUGUGCAGUACAAGGCUGCUUUCAAACAGGUCCAGGGUUCAGAUGUUGGUUCGAUUGAUGACUUUUGUAGGAAAUACAGGCUCGACUGUCCACUGGCGAUGGAGAGAAUAAAAGAAGACCGCCCAAUUACCAUAAAGGAUGACAAGGGCAACCUGAAUCGCUGCAUUGCGGACAUUGUAUCUCUCUUCAUCACCGUCAUGGACAAACUGAGGCUGGAGAUUCGAGCCAUGGAUGAGAUCCAGCCAGACCUUCGGGAACUGAUGGAGACGAUGAACAGAGUGAGCAACAUGCCACCAGAUUCAGAGGCUAAAGACAAAGUCAAUCUUUGGUUGACCACGCUGAGCAGCAUGUCUGCCUCUGAUGAGCUGGAUGAUUCACAAGUCCGCCAGAUGCUUUUUGACCUGGAGGCUGCCUAUAAUGCCUUCAACCGGUUCUUACACUCGUCCUAAACGACAUUCUUCCACCAGAACUCGCUUUGUAACCGCCCGCUCCUCUGUAAACGAGUUCCCUUUGCUCUUAAACAGAAUCCUGUCCUUCGAUACAGAACUCUGGUGUUUGGGACUAUAGUGACUCCCUGUGAUAAAGAUGUGGUGUGGAAUAUCUCUGUCUAUUGAUAUUACUGUCCACCUCUUAGUUUCAUACCUCUAACGUAUAUAGUUAAAUUUAACAAACGACUAUUUCUUUAUAGCCCUGUUCCAUAUCUUCUAGCUUCCUGCACCCUCUUGACAGAAGCCCUGUAUAUUCAUAUGUUUUUGAGUGGUUAGUGGUCAUGUAAUAAACAUGCACAGGAGAUUUUUAUCAA